Cotesia congregata is the source of this 1869-nucleotide messenger RNA. The record is from the annotation of a GenBank genome assembly. NCBI's taxonomy places the organism in Eukaryota, Metazoa, Arthropoda, Insecta, Hymenoptera, Braconidae.
AUGUAUACUUGGUGUAUACUGAGCAUAAACCGAUCCGCUAGGGCAUACGUUGCAUUUGUACGUACUAUUCGGAAUUUCAAGGAUUUGCCUCGUAAGAAAUAUUGUACAGUUUUAAUUGACAAAAUGGUUUCGCGUUAUUUGUUAGAAGAUGGUAGCGAUGAAGAAGCUACUCGUGAAUCUCCAGAAGGUAGUAUUAAUGAAGAAGCUACUCGUGAAUCUUCAGAAGGUUGUAGUACGGAAGAAGCUACUCUUGAAUUUAAUGAAGAUUCUAAAUCUCGUGAAGAAAAACCUAAUCUUUUUCAACAUGAUAAUAAAAGUAAUGAAGAAGAAAUUCAGAACUCAGGAGAAGUGACUUCUAGUGAAGAAACUCAUCCUGAACAUCCACCUCAAAGUGCCAGAAUUUCCAACCGUCGAGAAUCACGCUCUAGGCUUGAGAACAUUGCUGGACCCUCCAAUCGCAGAGAUACUGUGGAUUCAGUAACAGGGAGUUCUGAUCAAGAAGAAAUCAAGGUUCCUAACACUCCAGAAAGCAUAAUCAAUGGGCACGCACAUACUAAUGGUAAUUCUGAUGACUGUAAAGAUUCAGUUAGUUUAUUCUCUAAUCAAUUACACUCUAAGCUUGAAGACCUUAAAUCUACUAGUACAAAUGAAAAUAGUCAGGACUCACAUGCUGGUCCUUCCACUAGGAAUGAUAAUCAAGACUCAUCUGAAGACUUGCUUUGUGAUGAAUCCAUUAGUUCAUUCUCUCAAGCAACUAGUAAUGACAGUCUAGAAAAAAGUGAUCAAGAAUCUCUUCUUGAACAACCACUUCAUACUAAGAGAAGAAAUGAUAUAAUCAAUGCCGCUGAAGAUGAUAAUGCCGUUCAAGGAAGUUGGAAUGAAAGAGCUUCAAGAGAACGUGAUGAUAAUAGAGAUCGACCAGAAACUCUUCAGGUCGUUGAAGCUCCUCUUCUAAUAAAGUACGAUUCACACCCUGCAACAAAAAUUGAAUCAUUCCCUAAUAAUGACGAUCCCAAUCUCAGAAAUUUUGUUAAUUUUACAAGACAUGUCGGAAAAUCUAACAACUAUGAUAUUAUUAGUAUUUUGGUAAAUCCUGAGCACGCUCCGACUUCUAAAAUUUUAACGUUUGAUAAUAUUGAACACUACAGUAGCUCUCAUGACAACGUUUCUGAUCCCUCCGAUCAAAAUGAUAGUGAUUUUAUUGAUAAUCAAGAGAGCAAUAGUGAGAUGAUCAAUGUCGCUCAAGAUGAUAACGAUAGUACUAGUGAAGAAAAUUGGGAUGAAACAGCUACUACAAGAAAACGUGAUAACGAUAAUAGUGAUCAUCAACGAGAAAAUCUUAAAGACAAUGAAUCUUUUGUCCCACGUGCGCAAUUAUCACUUAUUCGUAAACGUAAAAUAGGUGAUAAUUCUGGAUUACGUUCUGAACCUGACAAAGUUACUGGUCCCUCUGGUCACGGUGAUUAUGAUAAUAUUAAUUUUCAAAAAAGUAGUAAUGCAAUGAUUAAUUCCCCUCAAGAAGAUGAUGAUGUCGGUGAAGAAAAUAUUGAUGAAAGAGCUACUAUAAGAGAAAGCGAUACUGAUGAUAAUAGUAAUCGACUAUCAACUUCUGAGAGCUCUGACAGUCCUUAUCCAUUAUCACCUCGUAAACGUAGAACACUUGAUAAUAGUAGAUUACAUUUUACACCUGGCAACGUUCCUGGUCCCUCUGAUUCCAGUGAUCAUGAUUAUAUUAAUUUUCAACAAAGUAGUGAUGAGAUGAUUGAUGUCGGUCAAGAAAAUAUGGAUGAAAGAGCUAUUAUGACAAAACGUGAUACUGAUGAUAGUGAUCGACCAGGAACUUCUGAGGAUCUUCAAUCUGAUGUUUAA